UGUUUAAGGUGUAGGUAUGCUAUUAUCGUCUCCUAUUAAAAUUAGCUAAUUUAAAACCAUUUUCAAGUUUAUUCCAGUUGCACCAUGCAGUAACAUUGAAUACUAUGUUGAUAUUUUUUACUAUAUUGGGGGCAGCAUACCUAUUUAUGCCAGGCAGUAGUAUCCACUUCAUUGAUAUUCCUUCAAUAACGCAAUCUGACGAUUUCAAAUACGAUGAAGACCCUGGUGACCCUGAAUCUACAACAGUUUCUUCAUCAUCAGUACCAGAAAUUCGAAGGUUUUUACGUCAGUCACAAGAUGCUAUGAAAAAAAUUGAUGAGGAACACGAUAAAAAUUUGAAGACUAAGAUAUCUAUAUUGGUACAGCAGACCAUUCAUGACACGACAAAGAAAAUUGAAGCUAUUCAACAAAUAAAAGCUGAGAAUCGCGACAAGGUCUCGUAUAAGGCAGGAUUUCUGAUAAAUCUGGUGAAAAAAUCCAAAGAUGUUGUCAAUGAGCUGUUCAGUGUUGGGGUGAAGCAUAAAGAUGAUUGGAAGGCUCUAGAGCAAAUGAAGACUUACGAACUACUAGUUCACGCUAACGUGGAUACGGACAAUUUGGUCAAACAAUUAGUGGACAUACACACCUCUGCAAGUAAGAAAGACAAAACAUUAUGAAAAGUUUAACAUCUGAAUCUGUGGGCCUAAUCCUUUUGCCUUAAUAUAGAGGUAAUUAGGUCAUAUCAUGCACGUGUGUGUCCUGCAAGGUGUUAUACUGAAUCAUCAUCAUUCGUCAGAGUUUUUCCUCGGUUCCUUCCUGAGCCAUUUAGCAUUCGAAGCCCAACGUCCGCUUUCCUACUUUUUUCUCUUCACGCUUUCACGCAGUCUUGAGCAUCCUUCGUUGUCAGACCAUUGGUACGCAAUCAUCCUUGACGACAUCGAACCCGGUCACAGACUAUUUACACGAUGAAAACGCUUUCGCGUAUUUUUCCUCUCUCUCUCUCAUAUAAGCGCAUUCCCAGUUGUUUUCCAGGAACAGAAUUUCGAAGGCCUGGAUCCGCUAUCCCCUUUCCCCUUGGUCUCUUCGCUUUAUGCCAACACUGGAUUCAUGGGACCGAGGCUGCCAUUUUUUCUCAGUGGUCACCAACCACGACAUCCACAUAUUUCCCCAUUAAGUACCUAGUGUUUACGAUAAUGUAUUAGGUCAUAAUUAGAUAAUAGUAUUUUUUGCGUGAAUAAAAUAAAA
Molecule: messenger RNA, 1224 nt
Organism: Plodia interpunctella (Indianmeal moth)
Lineage: Eukaryota; Metazoa; Arthropoda; Insecta; Lepidoptera; Pyralidae
Exons: 2
Coding region: 105-656 (183 amino acids)
Source: RefSeq, a predicted model, not a curated record